CAAUAUUUGAUGGUCUACAUAUUCCAAAAAUAAACUCAAGAAAUAUUUUACACCAUUUGAAAGAUCAAGAUAAGAUAAGAUAAGAUAAGAAAUUUAACAAAAAAUAAAAUACUUUGCUUAAAAAUGGAUACAGCUACUCGCCACGAUCGGGCUAUUUUGGGUGUAAAUGUGCAAAUAAUCACAUCCAAUAAACUUGAAAUAUUCACAAUAGCCAUGCUUGAAUUGAAGCAGAAACAUACUGCGCAAUAUUUAACCACUAAAAUUGAAAAUGUUUUGAAAAGUUUCAAUAUAGAUAAGGCGCAAGUUUAUGCAGUAACCACUGAUAACGGCAGGAAUAUGGUGAAAGCGGUGGAGCUGUUAUCAUUGCAUAGUGAUGACGAAGAAAGUGACAGUGAAAUAGAAGACAAUUACGAAAGUAUUGUGUGCAAUGUAAGAUUCGAAAAUAUUAUUUCUAUUAAAUGUGCUACCCACACCUUGCAGUUAGCUGUUAAAGACUUUUUAGAUAACUUAAAUACAAAUGUAGUGAAUAAGUCACGGAAUUGUGUAAAAUAUUUGAGAACACCUGCAUAUCGACAUAGUAUAAAAAGUAGCCAAACCCUUAAACCAAUAUUGGAUGUACCAACACGUUGGAGCUCUACUUGUCUAUAUAUCUUCUAUAUAACUAAAAAUGAAUUGUUGUUCGUUAGUCUGAUUAAAACUCGAGAACGGCUGGGCCGAUUGAGCUGACUUUGGUUUUAAAAUGUUUGUCGUAGUCCAGGGUAGGUCUAAACGGUGAGCAAAUAAGGAAAAAUUACGAGUAAGAUAGAGUAAAACGACAAUUCCAUUUUCCCAUAUAAAAGUUGACCACUUACUUGCUGUCAAACAUUUGACGGUAUUUGUACUCUCAGUUCCACUCGAAUUGAAGAACGCAUUAAAACAAGACUUUUGAAUCGACAACAUAACAUCAACUUUGCUCAUAACAUCGUGUAUUUAAAUUUCAAUUUCAAAAUAUAUAAAUAUAAUUAAUGUGUUGACAUGUUUGAUGGUGCCAACCUUACAGUGUUACCAACUCUCAAAAAUACAUUUAUUAUAAUAACGGGGCAUCUCUGCCUGUGCAGACUCCACAUUGCUCAUUGCUUACUAGAUAUAGAAUACUACAUAGUUUGCCAUAUAUCGUAAGCUAGAAGCUGUCUCUUCAGCAGUUUAACAGCGCAGUUUUCAUUAUAAUGAAAAUUUCGAAGAGGCAACAUAUUCCAUAAAGUACAUUUUCAAAAUAACAUUUAAUAUUUAGUAUAUGUAAUAUUGCUAAUUUAUAGAAAUAUUAUGGAAAUUGGGUUGGGAAGUCUUAAAUUUAAUAAACUUAUACAAGCAUAAAUCAAAAUAUCAUUUCUCAUUUUAAAUUUAAUUUGUAUUUUAAUUGGUAUAUAAAAGUUAUGCCACAAUUAU
This is a messenger RNA of Bactrocera neohumeralis, 1425 nucleotides long. RefSeq lists its product as uncharacterized. The record is from RefSeq and is a predicted model, not a curated record. The transcript has 2 exons. NCBI's taxonomy places the organism in Eukaryota, Metazoa, Arthropoda, Insecta, Diptera, Tephritidae. Bases 124 to 726 code for a protein of 200 amino acids.